Molecule: messenger RNA, 4816 nt
Organism: Cynoglossus semilaevis (tongue sole)
Lineage: Eukaryota; Metazoa; Chordata; Actinopteri; Pleuronectiformes; Cynoglossidae
Gene: nptx2a
Product: neuronal pentraxin 2a
Exons: 7
Coding region: 1208-2605 (465 amino acids)
Source: RefSeq, a predicted model, not a curated record
UCUUUUCAAAUGUUUCUUUUUUUUUUUGUCACAAUUUGGGAAAGAAAAAAGAACCUGAUGAAGCCAGAUCAGAGUUCCCCAUCUAAACGUACAUGUGGUAGGCUUCUCUGUCUUUUUUUUUUUUUCCUCUGAGUGUGUUGGUUGGUGCUUUUUCAUGGUGGCGCUGGAACUUGCCUCUGUGUUUUGGCUGGUAGUAGUCUUUAGCGUUCCAAAAAACUCCUUCACAAUCGCUGGCAGUAACCGACACUGACAUUCAGGAAAACAAAAAACUGAUUUUUCCUCCUCAGACUCUGUCGCCGUCACCUUUUGAACUGACCUUUCUGCUGGUUCACGGUUUCUUGUUGAACCCUGAUACCAUUUUUAUUAUUAUUAUUGGGUUUUCAGUUUGAUGACAACAACAAUAACAAAGGGGAGAAAAAAGACACCAGCAACUAGCAGUGAGUGCUGCAAUAAAGAAACAUCUAGGUCUAAGAAGCACCAGCGUCAGAGUCAGACUGACUGUAGGGAGGGUUGGCAGGUUAAUGAGUCCGUUUGUGAACACACCAAAGUGUGUAAUGUUUAAAUUCAGGGGUUUUUUUUAUUUCAGUUGUGGAAAUGUUACACCAAGUCUUCUAAAAUGGUUUCCAGGCUGGAUUAUUUUGGAUCCACAGAACUCAAAAGCCUCCCUGUGGAGUCGAAUGUAAUUACAACAAAAAUGUGCAAUUUAAACUGUGGAAUUGUUGAACGAAUCCUGGAAGUUUGACUCUGAGGAAAACAACUUCCCGGCUCAACAUUCUCCAAAUUCCAGAUCCAAACAGGUGUGACGGCAUCACUUUUAACAUGCGGGAUGAGAGAGGCUGUGGUACACACACCUUCUUUCUCUCUCCUUCUCUCUCUUCCUCUCGCUCCCCCUCUCUCUCUGUCUCUCUCCCUCUCUCUCUCUCUGCAUGUGUUCUCGUCAGACAUUCUUAAUCCUACGUGCGUUCUUACGGGUCAUGAAGAGUCAAUGAGACGUGUAGCAUGACUCGAAUCCGCCGAGAUUUGAUGACGUGGGCUGAAGCAGAAUAAACGCAGAUGAUGAACGGAGGCGCCAGUGCGCAGCUCCAACACUGUAAUCUGACAGUCUCCUCAGCAGCAUCACUGAAGAAAAGGACCUCAUACCUGCAGAGCUGAAAUCAUCUGCCGAAAGUUGCAUUUAAGACCAUUUUCGCCCUAAAUCAUUGUCUUAAUGGAAUACUGUUUGGAGUCUGUGACCAGGGUCGGGAUGCUGACUCUAGCGCUGGGUCUGCUCCUCCUGCUCAGUGGACACUCCGUGCGGACGGAGGAUGCCACAGGUAGCCGCUUCGUCUGUAACGCUCUCCCCCCGGGUGCCGAGCCAGGCUGCGGCUAUUUUGCAACGGGAAACCGCGUCCAGAGCAGCAGCCCCGUGGAGGACGAGCUGCGGAACACGAUCCUCCAGCUCCGGGAGACCAUCCUCCAGCAGAAGGAGACCAUCGUGAGCCAGCAGGGAACCAUCAAAGAGCUCAACUCCAAGCUGGCGCGCUGCGAGUCAGCGGCGGCAGCUGCUGCUGAAGUGUCGCCUCAGGGCAAGAGCCGGGGUCAGAGCUCCAGACGGAAGGAGCUGGGCAAGAACACGAUGGGCGACCUGCCCCGGGACCCCGGUGAGACCAUAGAUCAGCUCGGAAAGACCAUGCAGAGUCUCAAGGGUCGGCUGGAGAACUUGGAACAACAAAGUUUGCGUCUUCCCAUCACAAACCUCUCAGCUGGAGGGGUCGCCGCGCUGACUCCUCUGCCACGAGACCUGCGGGAGCUCCUGCGGCAGCGUCUGGAAGUCCUGGAGACUCAGCUCCUUCGUAAGGUGGCUGAGCUGGAGGAGGAGAAGAGCCAGCUCUACAAUGAAACGGCGGCCCACCGCCAACGCACAGAAAGCGCUCUCAAUUCCCUUCUGGAGAGGAUCACCGAGCUGGAGAAAAACAACAACGCCUUCAAGUCACCUGAGGACUUCAAGGUGUCCCUCCCGCUGCGAACCAACUACCUGUACGGCCGCAUCAAGAAGAGCCUCCCGGAAAUGUAUGCCUUUACCAUUUGUAUGUGGCUGAAGUCCAGCGCCAGUCCUGGUAUUGGAACGCCGUUCUCCUACGGUGUUCCUGGUCAGGCCAACGAGAUCGUCCUGAUAGAGUGGGGGAACAAUCCCAUCGAGCUCCUGGUGAAUGACAAGGUGGCCCAGCUGCCCCUGUCCCUGAGUGACGGACGCUGGCAUCACAUCUGCAUCACCUGGACGACCAGAGACGGUUUCUGGGAGGCGUACCAAGACGGCGAGCGUCUGGGCACCGGUGACAACCUGGCCCCCUGGCACCCAAUUAAACCUGGUGGGGUAAUCAUCCUGGGCCAGGAGCAGGACAUCGUCGGAGGCCGGUUUGAUGCCACGCAGGCCUUUGUGGGUGAACUCAGCCAGUUCAACAUGUGGGACCGGGUACUGCGCCCCGUGGACAUCGCAGGUCUGGCCAACUGCUCAGCCUACAUGCCCGGCAACGUGGUUCCGUGGAUUGAUGCGAACGUGGAAGUGUUUGGUGGAGCGAGCAAAGCUGCCCUGGAGAUCUGCGAAGAUCGUGCGUUUGAUUCCUAAAGGAUGUAAUGUCAAGAGCUAAGUAUUCUGACUGUUUUCUGCCAAACCCCAAAGGAAAAAGUCUCGUUAUGUUGUACGUGUUUUUUUUUAAGGCUCACGUGUUAAUUUGUUGACCCGGAUUUACCAGUGAAGACCCUGCAGGACGUGUGUAAAGAUUUGCCAUUCCAUCACUCUGUUUUUUUCUUUCCCUCCUCAGUAGAUCAUCUUUCAUGUGAACCCUCUCUGAAAGGAGAUCAUUUUUAGCUGCAACCCCAACACUGUGCUAACGCUGCACUGUAUCUGUAGUGAAUGUGAACUCAAACAGACUUUGAUGCGCCGUGGAACGGCACUCCUGACGAACCACUGCUGCACGCUGUGAGCUUCCUCCUUGUUUGAAGCUCAGUUAAAUAAGACAGACGUCCAUGAGUUCAGAGCAGCCAGGAGAAACCAGCCAGGGUUUGUUUUCAAGCACCCAAAAAAAUUGCUGAUUGUCCGACUCGUGUGCAGCUCAGAAGUGACACUGCAUGCGUUCUGUCAAUACACAGAGAGUGUGUGGUCUGUCCAAACAUGCCAAAACAGCGUCAGGGGAGAGUGCGUGACCGUGUGUCCGUGUGUGCAUGUCUGUGUGCAUAUGACCCGUCCUGCCUGUGAAAAGAAGAUCAGAGAUGAUGAGGCGGGGAGGACGUUUUCAUUCUUGUGAAUCUAUGUUUAAUACCUCUCUCCCCUGGAGCAGCUGCCAUGUCCCUAACAGCUUUAUGGAUGGCUUGGCUCUGCCCAGGUUAACAGCAGUGUCGGACAGCUGCCCACUGUUGGCACAUCGACAGUGCUGUGGACAUUAGCAAAGGGGCCCAGUGAGGACAGGGACUAGUUUUGACCUUCAAGGACAAUCCUUAAUUCCUCAUCUGCGUAGUGAUGAAUACGUCUGGCUCCGGUCCAAACCUGGUUCUUUAAAAAAAAAAACAAAGCCCUCUGUCAGAGGUAGGCAGAGUGGAGCAGGAACCUGUGGGCAUUAUGAAUGUCUGUGAAAUGCACUUUGAUGUCAUUUAGCUCUAAAAGAAUCAUGAAUACGAUAUAUUUUUAAAGAAAUAGAAAAAUCAAGUCGGUCUGACACAGUGUGGUGAAGAAAAAUGACACGUUUGCAGCUUCGGUUUCGUCAGUCCUCAAUGUUGCUGUGAUGGUUGCUUUUCUGUUUUGUUUUUGUUUACUGUGUAAAAUAGUGAAAACUAAGCCUGGUGAUAAAGUUCCAUGAUGUAGAAGAGAAAACAAGGAUGUGAAUCCUGUUGUCACCUCCAGAGUUUUAUUCUGUGGACUUUACUAAUGGGGUUAAAAAAAGAGUACUUAAAGAGGUUCUAUUUACUUUAAAAAAAAUACACACAGCACCCAGCCAGCAUGCCUGUGUGGACCCUGAAUAUGUUCAAGUACAGACAGAGAGUGGAUUUAAGCAGCACCGAUAGAGUAUGUGGGUCAGAUUUGGUUUUACCAACAGAAAUGCUGUUUCCUUCAAACCGAUGUGAGAGCGGGUAUUUUUAUUUGUGUACACACACAAUACCAAGUGCCAAUAUGGAUACUUCUUCAUCAUGGGUUUCAAUAAAUGUGAAAAUAACUGGAAGAAGAUGUUAUUUCACUUUAACAGCUGUGUGUUAACUAGUGAUGACAUCCCAGUGGUGACACCCAGGGUCACUGCUGGCUGGGUGAUGUGUUACUGGACAGCAAAGAAUGUUACGUUAAAAAAACAGAGUGGCUCACUUUAAUAUGUUACCAACAUGUUGUAAAUGUUGUCAUGUGAAGUCAGAGGGUUUUGUUUUUUGUUUCUUUUUUUUUUUUUCUGGCCCGGGGUUUUUGUCCAUUCAGAGCAACAAACUAUGUUCAAAUGUAGCAGAAGUAGUUAAAAAAAACCCAGAAGCUUCGUAACAACGGUGAAUGGCCUUUUGUGAGAACCACGUGUGCUUUCGCUUGUUCCAGUUUGAGUAUCUUGUCUGUACAGACGCUGAGAGAAACGCCAUGAAAACAAAAAUGCAUUUGAACGUUCUCUUCGUCCACUAGGGUGCAUUUUUUUUCCACUUCCUGCCAUGGGACUGGAGAGUGGAUGUGUGUGUGUGUGUGUGUCGACAAUUAAAUUUUCUACGCACUGCUUCAGUGAUGAAUCUGGAGUGGAACCGUGCUGAGGUCACACACAUGUCUGCACUUCAUCCUUGACCUUUAAUGAGGAUUAAAGUUCUCUAUUUUACUGCA